AUGACAACUCCCAUUCGACUGCCAAGUAAUCUCCCAUAUCCUGUGACCAUAGCGCAGCUAUGUGUUUCGACGGGUAAUUCCGUUGAAAAGGGUCAACGACUUUUUGUCUACAAGUAUUGGGAAUUGCAGGAUAUCGUGACAGCUCCAGAUGAAGAAAAUAGCAAGAAAAAACGAAGAGUUGACUUAGUAGGUACGUUUGAUUCUCCAGUUAGUGGAACUUUGGUUUCGCUGAAUGUUGCCGUCGGUGACGAAUUCGUGAACCAGUCUCAUAUAAUAGCAGAAGUGCAACAACCUUGUUCUCACGAUGUAACAUAUGGCGGGCUGUGUGUUGUAUGUGGGAAAGCUGUUGAGGAAGAGGAAGAUCAAAAUGCGGGAGAGGGCUCUUCGUAUAACACAAAACUUACUAUGGCGCACAAUAACACGAAUAUCUUGGUUUCAGAGCGUCAGGCGGCGACGAUAGGAAGAACGGCUCAAAAGCAGUUGAGAAAGCUUAAGAAACUAGUACUUGUUGUAGAUUUGGACCAGACUGUUAUUCAUUGCGGUGUCGAUCCUACGAUUCAGGAAUGGUCGCAGGAUCCGUCGAAUCCGAAUUUUGAUGCUUUGAAAGAUAUCAAGUCGUUUUCACUUGACGAAGAAGUCAUUGUGUCACCUUUUUAUAUGGGUCCAAAACCACCGGUGCGCAAAUGCAAAUACUACGUCAAACUACGGCCUGGACUUAAGGAAUUUUUUGAUCAAGUUUCCCCGCAUUUUGAGCUGCAUAUCUACACUAUGGCGACGAGAGCGUACGCUUUGGAAAUUGCCAAAAUAAUAGAUCCAGCUGGCGAGCUUUUUGGGGAUCGGAUUUUAUCUCGGAACGAAAACGGAUCCUUGACGCAUAAAUCUCUAGAAAGACUAUUCCCAAUGGAUCAAUCCAUGGUUGUUAUCAUCGAUGAUAGAGGAGAUGUUUGGAACUGGAGUCCAAACCUUAUCAAAGUUGUGCCCUAUGACUUUUUCGUUGGUGUGGGGGACAUCAACUCCAAUUUCUUGCCUAGGCAGCAAAGCUCAAUGCUUCAUUUGGGCAGAAGACAUCGGAAAAAGUCAGAAGAAGAAGAGCUUCUAACAGACAUCCUCGAUAAUGAGAAGAAGCUUCAAGAGAAAAUCGACCAGGAGGUCAAGAAGCAAGAGGAAAAAUUGAAUAAAAUUAGAGAUGAAAGCCAACCCGAGAGACCCAUACAGAAGGAAGACCUAACAAAAAAACUCGAGCAUAACGCAUCAUUAGAAGUUCAGCAACAAAACAGGCCACUUGCCGAAUUACAAAGGCAUCUGCAUAACCAAAAACUACUCAUAGACGACGACGACGAACUCCCGCACUUGUCUAAAAUAUUAUUGCACGUCCAUCAGGAAUACUACCGAGUGCUAGAAUCCGCGUCGGCCUCAGAAGAACCUGACAUCAAGAUUCUCAUGCCUCAAAUUAAGGGAAAGGUCUUCGCCGAUUGUCAUUUUGUAUUUUCAGGUCUCAUUCCACUAGGCACCGACAUCCGCACCGCUGACAUUGUUCUCUGGACUAGCAUGUUUGGUGCAGCUACUUCUUCAGGCAUAGAUGACCAGACAACCCACGUUAUCACCAAGACGCCUGGAACUCUCAAAGCGCGUCUUGCCAAGGGUUUCAAUCCACAAAUCAAAGUCAUACAUCCAGAUUGGAUUUUUGAGUGUCUUGUCAAAUGGGAGCGGGUUGACGAAAGACCUUAUGAGUUGCUUGUAGAACAAGAAGCAAGCGAAGAAGAAUUAUCUACUUUCAAGAAACGACUCGAAGAUAAAAAAAAGAUUGAUCUCUUAGCUGAACAAGGUGCUACGAACGAUGAACGUUCCAAAGCCAACAUGGUUCUCUUAGAAGGAAAUGACUCCUGGUUAGAUGACGACGAAGAUGAGAUGGAUGAAUUUUUGAACGAAGACGAUGACGAAACGAAAGCUGAACUUUCUCAUGACACACAAAACUCGCAGCUUGAUGCUAGCCAUGAUGACGAUGCAUCGACUGCAAAAGAUGUUCCAACUACGGACUUCUUCCCAAUCAAGAGAAGAUUAUCUACUGAGUUAGAACCUUCACCAAAACGGCCCCAUAUCGAGUUUCAAGGCCCUUCAACCGAUGGAGGCGAGGAUGAAGACUUAGAAGCGGAGCUCCUGCUUGAGCUGGGAGACUAG
Messenger RNA from Lachancea mirantina, 2178 nucleotides. Lineage: Eukaryota; Fungi; Ascomycota; Saccharomycetes; Saccharomycetales; Saccharomycetaceae. The record is from the annotation of a GenBank genome assembly.